AUGCUUCUAUCUGAAACAAAGCUACGACAGGAGCAUAAACUGAAACUGCGGGGUUUUACCACUAUCCGGAAGGACCGUCCUGAUGCUGUGAGAGGCGGUGGGGUGGCUAUACUGGUAAGGAGGGGUAUCGCUCACACGCAGAUACCGCAGCAACGCAGUAACAUCGAACAAGAUGGAAUCAAGCUUGCUGACGGCACCUGCGUGUUUGCGGUAUACAACCAACCAAGUGUACACUUCACUCCGCAUGAUUUGGACAAUUUGCUCAAUGUUGGGAAUAAAGUGCUGGUUGUGGGAAACCUCAACGCCAGGAGGCGUGAGUGGAACUGCCACAAUCAACAGAAUACGAAUGGUAGCACGCUGUUGGAAUAUUCCCUGAACAACAAUAUCAAUAUCGAAUUCCCGGAGGAGCCUACCCACUACCCCUGGAAUGGUUCGUCACCCACAACUAUCGACCUGGUAUUGAAUAAAAACGUCCGCGAUUUGGGGAUGUUGGUUACCGUGGACGAGCUCAGCUCCGACCAUUGUCCGGUGCUCUUUGAUCUCAAAAGGGAGAUACCCAACAAUAAAAAAAUAAAAUAUGACUACAAGAGCACGGACUGGGCGGAGUUUAGAUCGACCAUGAAUAACCUCACAACUAUAAGAGACAACAUUUCCAAAUCACGGAUCAACGAGGUUUGUGAAGAAUUCAUAAAGAAUAUUCAAAAAUCUCGUGACGUCUCUACCAGGAAGAUAGAGGUGAAAGGGGAGCGAGAUAUUCUUCCGCAUGAUGUGGUUGAGCUCAUAAAGCAAAAACAUCGAGCCAGAAAAGAUUGGCAGCGCACAGGAGACCCCCGCAGCAAGGAUCAAAUGCUGAUACUUGCUGCGGAAGUUAAUGCGCGAAUUUAUGAGUUCACCAAUAUGAAGUGGAAGAACAAANUGGAUAAGAGUAUUCACGCACACAUGAUGACGUGA
Molecule: messenger RNA, 951 nt
Organism: Leptinotarsa decemlineata (Colorado potato beetle)
Lineage: Eukaryota; Metazoa; Arthropoda; Insecta; Coleoptera; Chrysomelidae
Source: RefSeq, a predicted model, not a curated record